Coffea eugenioides is the source of this 1326-nucleotide messenger RNA. RefSeq names its product probable glycosyltransferase At5g11130. The transcript has 3 exons. The record is from RefSeq and is a predicted model, not a curated record. NCBI's taxonomy places the organism in Eukaryota, Viridiplantae, Streptophyta, Magnoliopsida, Gentianales, Rubiaceae. Gene Ontology annotation, molecular function: glycosyltransferase activity. The coding region runs from base 1 to 1326 and encodes 441 amino acids.
AUGGCCUAUUUCAGUUGCAACUUUCCGUCAUUGCUAUGUCCAUCUCUUUUCCUUAUUUUCUUCUUGUUUUGCCUCAAUAACCAAAACCAUUUCCUCUCUUUGUCCACUUUUUCUACUCACCACCAUGCUGGUAGUGGUGUUGCAAGAAUAGAAGAUAGCUUGGCAAGAGCUCGUGUAGCCAUAUAUAAUGCGGCAAGGACCAAUCGUACCUGUGCAUUUCAUAAACAUCACAGAUUCAUUCCUGCAGGAUCCGCUUAUAAAAAUCCUCACGCGUUUCAUCAGAGUUACUUAGAGAUGGAGAAACGGUUCAAAGUGUGGGUAUACAAGGAGGGAGAGCCACCAAUAUUCCACGCUGCACCUGGAACCAACAUCUACUCCAUCGACGGGCAGUUCAUCAGUGAACUGGAGAAUGGUGCCAUCAACAAUUCUACGAGCACUACAUUUACUUCGUUCCUAUCUCGCGAUCCUGAUGAGGCGGUGGUAUUCUUCAUUCCCAUUGGCAUAACCAACAUCGUUCAGUACCUCUUCGAGCCACGCGAUUACCAUUCGAUGAUGCGUCAGAUCCAAACUAUUGCUGUAGAUUAUGUUGGACUGAUAUCAAGCAAGUACUACUAUUGGAACAGGAGUAAUGGGGCUGACCAUUUCUAUCUCAGCUGCCAUGAUUGGGGGCCUUGGGUUUCGAAAUCCAAUCCGCUGUUCAGAAAUGUGAUUAGAGUGCUCUGCAAUGCCAACGUUAGUGAAGGUUUCAAACCUACUAGAGACGUCUCCUUACCAGAAAUCAAAAUCCCUUAUGAGGGGCUAGGGCCACCAGUCUUGGGGCAACCUGCUGAGCAACGAUCCAUCCUUGCAUUUUUUGCUGGUGGACAUCACGGUCAUGUAAGGGGAAGCCUAAUUCAAUACUGGAAAGACAAGGAUGCUGAUAUUCAAGUCUAUGAAUACCUCCCAGAAAAUGUAGAUUACUUCGAAUUUAUGGAGCGAUCCAAGUUCUGUUUAUGUCCCAGUGGCUAUGAAGUGGCAAGUCCUAGAAUAGUGGAAUCUAUUUCAUCAGGAUGCGUACCUGUGAUCAUUUCUGAUGGCUAUGUUCCACCUUUUAGCGAUGUUCUGGAUUGGAGCCAGUUUUCAGUGUCUGUUCCAGUUGCCAAGAUACCAGAACUCAAGUCUAUCUUGCAAGCGAUCCCCAUGGAUGAGUACUUGAAAAAGCAGAAGAUGGUCAUGCAAGUCCAACGCCAUUUUAUUCUUCAUCGACCUGCUCAGCCGUAUGAUUUAUUGCAUAUGGUUCUUCACUCUAUCUGGCUCAGGAGGCUUAAUGUGAGGCUACCACCAUAA